AUUACAUCCUAUAUUUCAGCGUGCAUCGUUCGUGAUUUAUUUGGCAAUAAGACCUCCUGCACAUCAGAGACGAAGUCUUCGUGCACCGCUUCAAAAUGCUAUCCCGGUGAUAGGACGACUGAAACAUCAGCAGUAUGAGGCGGUUCUUUGCUGAAGUGCUUCUAGCACUUUUCUGCGCUCUUGCCAUAAUUUCCUCACAUACGAAAGCCACUGUGCAAGCUAAAGAGACAGUCCGGCAGCUUGUGGACGCUCCGAGCGAUCUCAUUCCUGACGAAGAGCAGAAACAGAACUACUGGGCAAAUGGCGGUAAUAAUGUGGUUCACGAUGUCUGGUCUAUCCUACGGGACUUCGAGCCGACCUGGAAAGAUAGUGUCACCCCUGCUCAGCCAACUUCUUUACUCGAGAACAUCUGGUACUAUCUCCGCUUAAUCUUCCGCACCCUCUUCAUGAACGCACCAGCCCGACACGACGAUGAGACACCGCAAGUGAAAGGCGACCUGCGCAAGGCUGUUGAAACACUCAAGACUGCUGCCCUCUUUGAAGACCCAGAUGCGAUGUUCAUACUUGCCGAAAUGAAUUUCUAUGGCAACUUCUCCUAUCCACGAAACACCCCCGAAUCCCUGGCAUGGUACAAUAAACUCGCUUCUCUCAAUGGCAAUAGCACGGCGCAAUACAUGUCAGGCUUGAUAUAUGGUACUGGGUUAGGUGGUGCCCCCCGUGAUCAAGCCAAAGCUCUACUCUACCACACCUUUGCCGCGGGACAAGACAACAUCAACUCAGAAAUGACCCUCGCAUACCGUUAUCACGCAGGCGUUGGAUGCCCGCGGGACUGCAACAAAGCAGUAUCAUUUUAUAAGCGUGUGGCAGACAAGGCAAUGGACUUCUGGGCGGCGGGCCCACCGGGAGGACUUAGCUUCACGCGAAAUGCAUAUCGUUGGGUUGAAGUGGAUGGUGGGAUCUAUGGCGAAGGCGCAAGCGUGAGUUCUUCGGGGCCCAACGCACCAAGAGAUGGUGUGAUAACUACACACAUUGAUGACGUGCUGGAUUACCUUGACACGAAAGAACGACAGGGGGAUUUCACGGCCAUGCUUGGAAUUGGGAAGCACUAUUACGAAGCGCCGCGUGGAUACAAGAAAAAUUUCCGCAAAGCACACCGUCAGUUUAUGAAGGUUGCACGUGCAUACUGGGGCAAGGACGGCAAGGUCAGUCCCAAGGCACCCAAGGGCAUCGACCGUGUGGCAGCCAAGGCCGCAGCAUACCUCGGGCGCAUGUUUCUACGAGGUGAGGGUGUCGAUCAGAACUUUGAGAAAGCUGCAAUGUGGUUCAAACGAGCAAUUGCGAAUGGCGAUAGUUUCGCUCAGUAUCAUAUCGGUCUGAUGUACAGGGACGGGCUGGGUGUGCCAAAAGAUGGCCUCCGGGCAGGGACAUACCUCAAGGCUGCAGCGGAACAGAGUCUACCCAUUGCGCAGUCGGCGUUGGGCGUUCUGUUCCUCGAUCAGGGUGAUAUCGAGACGGCGUCGCGUUAUUUCGAACUCGCCGCUGGCGCUGGAGUCAUGGAAGCAUUCUAUUAUCUAGCCGAACUUACCAAUCAAGGUGUCGGACGGGAAAGAAACUGCGGCCUGGCGAGCGUCUAUUAUAAGCUCGUCGCUGAGCGAGCAGAGGGCUUGCAUUCGAGUUUCUCCGAGGCCAACUCUGCUUACGAACGGGGCGAUUGGGAGAGAGCACUAGUCGCGAGCAUCAAGGCUGCUGAGGCCGGGUACGAGAAUGCCCAGGCCAACGUGGCUUACCUACUGGACCGCAAGACCAGUGUCCUUGAUGUUCCAGGUCUCUCGAUGCUUUUUUCGAGCAAACCCGAAGUCGGGGCUGGGCGAAGUAGAUUGCUGGACGACGAGUACCUCGCGCUGGCGUACUUUACGAGGAGUGCGAAGCAGUCAAAUGUGGAUUCACUGAUCAAGAUGGGGGAUUACUAUCUUAGCCUCAGAUCAUCACCGCAUGUGCUGCGUGGGUUGUUGCCCAACGACACCAAAGAAGACGAGGUGAAGAGCAACCUCGAAAGAGCGACGACAUGUUACACGACAGCGGCAGAAAGCCACCACAGCGCCCAGGCGCUCUGGAAUCUGGGAUGGAUGCACGAGAACGGCAUCGGUUCCGUGACGCAGGAUUUCCACAUGGCGAAACGAUACUACGAUCUCGCGCUGGAGAUGAACAAGGAGGCGUACCUGCCCGUUACGCUCGCGCUGGCCAAGUUAAGGCUGCGGAGCUGGUGGAACGGCGUGAGCGGUGGCAAGGUCAACUCGAUCCGCGAGGACGAGGACGAGGAUAAGAAACGGCCCAAGUCGUGGGGCGAGUGGGUCAACCGGUUCCUCGACGCGGCGGAAGAGAUGGACGCCCAAGAAGCUGCGGCGAUGAUGCGGGAACGCGACGGGGACGAGGAGAUGCUGGGGUACGCGGAGCCCGGGAUGCCCGGUGGCGAUUCCGACUAUGCGGGCAGAGAGGGGCAGAGGCACGGCGAGGACGUGUACGGCGCCGAUGAGUGGGAGGACAUCGACGACGGCUUGGUCGAGAGUCUGAUCAUUAUCGCGCUCGCCGGAGCUCUGGCUCUGCUCGUGUAUGCGAGACAGGCUCGCCAGAGGGGCUUGGAGCAGGAGAGACGCGAAGCUCAAGAGCGUGCGAGAGCUCAGGCUCAGGCUCAGGCUCAGCCUCGUGUGCCAACGCAACCACAGGCGCAGGCGCAGCAGGGCAACGGCUUCUUCCCUGGACCUGGCGAUCCCGAAUUCAAUAAUUGGGUCGCUGGUGGGGUCGGUCAUUAAGAAGGAAGAGGACGAUGAUGAUUGGAAAAGUAGAAUCUUAUGUCUAGAUGACUUUUUCUCUGUAUAUCUUCUCUGUAUAAUACAAG
Molecule: messenger RNA, 2896 nt
Organism: Exophiala oligosperma
Lineage: Eukaryota; Fungi; Ascomycota; Eurotiomycetes; Chaetothyriales; Herpotrichiellaceae
Exons: 2
Coding region: 135-2810 (891 amino acids)
Biological process (GO): ERAD pathway
Cellular component (GO): endoplasmic reticulum membrane
Molecular function (GO): protein binding
Source: RefSeq, a predicted model, not a curated record